Molecule: messenger RNA, 2862 nt
Organism: Purpureocillium lilacinum
Lineage: Eukaryota; Fungi; Ascomycota; Sordariomycetes; Hypocreales; Ophiocordycipitaceae
Source: RefSeq, a predicted model, not a curated record
AUGUCGCAAGAUCCUCGUGUGCCGCAGUCUGACAAUGGCGAGAGCGGAAGAGCACCACCGACAGCCAUGUCGGGGGACGCGCAGUUGCUGGGGCAGGUACUGCCCAUCUUUCGGCAGGCGUGCGAGAUCCUGGCUCGCGAGGAAAGCGCGACUGAGAUCAAGAAGUUCUACUGGCAUGUGAGCGCUCGCACCAUCAUCCUCUCGAAUCUUUAUGACGACGCACCCGACAUCUUUUGUGCCAGCCUAGCAAACAAUCGCAUGGCCAUCAGGCUUCUUCGAUCCCUCGACCGCGUUGUUGACCUGAGCGAAGCGCCUUUCGGCGAGGAGGGCGCCACCGCUGACCUCGCCACAAGCCGCAAUCUUCCUGCUGGUGAUUUUGACGGUCUCAACGCCUUGAUACAGACCUGGGCCGGCAACGUUGGUAGUCAAAGCAUUGACAACGCCUCAUUCGCGCUGUGGCGUCUCGACUUUGGCUCUAAACAACGCCGCGAUGAUUUGAUCAGCCAGCUCAAGGCGGCCGAGGAAACAUGUCAGGCGGGGCAAAGGACUAGCAAGUCACAUGUUGACUCAGAGAACGACAUCGGCAGCAAGCAGAGGAGCAUGCCGCCGCUUCAUAUAUGGCCUCUGGCCCGAUCAGUCUACUCAGCGCUCGACUCCUCAAAGACUGACAUGUGCGAUACCUGCAAGGUGCCCCACGGAUACGGCGCCCGCCUCUGCAUCGAGACGUACCGGGCCCAGAGCUACGCUCAGGAGUGUGACUUUAACAUGUUUCUCGGCCUCGACCAGCUGUGGCAUGAAGCACGCAUCCGGUCGGUCACCAGGUCCAUGGUCAAGUUCGUCGUCGAUGAAGCCAGCAGCGCGGACGAUACUGGCUCACGACCGAAGGCAAGAAGCGCCCGCCGUGGCAGGACCGAGACAAAGGUGAAGUACUUGUGUCGCCAGAUUAAAGACUCCAAGACCCGCUGGAUGUACCGAUUGAACUUCGAGCUCAGAAACAACGAACUUUGGAAGAUACCAUCUGAACCGAGCAAGUUUCAGAUUGACAAGUCAGAGGAGGCCGCUACACUGUCACAGUUCAUCAAGGAACGCCCCCACGUCCUCAACGGCAAGACAAAACGGAUCCUUGCCGUUCUUUUGGGGUAUGCGGUGCUCCAUUUUUACGGCACGGGCUGGAUUCAGCCCACCUUAUGCUCCGACGAUAUCCUGUUCUUUAAGGCAAAGGGAGGAGUUCCCUUGAAGCCAUAUCUACAGAUUCGACCGGGCCUUGCACACUCACAGUCCUGCCCAGCGGCCGAAGGAGCCGACGGUGGCGAAUCAGACCCCGAUGACGAUUUGUUCUACCAUCCCUACCCAUGUUUGGUCAAUUUGGCACUCAUGCUUAUUGAGCUGCACCAGGCGAGGCCUUUGGAGACCAUCGCCUGGGAGCAUCACCUGACAGUAUCGCCCGAAAUGAGCAACGAAGAAAGGUUCUUAGUCGCUGGACAGAUAUUCGACGCUUGCAAACAUGAUUUCGAGGAUCAAACUAGCAUGGCUAUUGAUGCCUGCUUGGACGUGACGAUAGGUGGCGAUGGUGAUGACGGUGAACCGGACGAGGACAGCCUGCGGUGUGCCAUCUACCAGAACAUCGUUCGAAGACUGGAAGAUGAAUUGGAGCAAGGGUACAGCUACAUUUCUGUCGAUGGCCUUGACGCCCUUGCGCAGACCCUGGACUUGACAAACCAUGGACGGCCAAUCCAGUCUGAGCCACCGUCAGCGCGAUCUGGAUCCCCUCGGACGAGACCACGGCCGGCUACGUCCCCUAGACGGGAACGGAGCGAUGAGCGUGGAGAAAGCGAGCGCAACGUACGCCAUAAAACGCUUCAAUAUGGCGCGCUGAGACCGCGCGAAGAGGAAUGGGCCUCUUAUCCACCGAGACUCAGUUUCUUUGACGAUCAGGCAAACCCCGAUCUGGUGUCCACAGCAAGAAAGCAUGCCUACGUGUCCUGGAAGGACAGCGUUCGUGGUGUGUAUAAUAGGUUCUUGCCAAACGUCGCGAGAAGGCACCCGGUCAGGAUUGUCGUUCUGGACAGUGGAAUCGACAUGGACCAUCCCCUUUUCGCCUGCAACGACAACAUCAAAGCAGCGGUGUCGUACGUAGACGGAGAUCAAAAUAGCGUCCGCGACGUGAGCGGCCACGGUACACAUGUCACAAGUUUGCUGCUCGAUUACGCACCAGAAGCCGACAUAUAUGUCAUGAAGAUCGCCGACAAUGAUCCGGCUAUCAAUGAUGUCGUAAGGCAACGGAAACCCGACAUCAUCUCCAUGUCUUUUGGGUGGCCAGCUCGAGACAGUGGAUACAGUCAAUUCGAAAACGCUCUCAAAAACGCCCGCUUCCACGACGUCCUCAUCUUCGCCGCCGCAUCCAAUGACGGCGCCAACGCGAAGCGAGCCUGGCCAGCCAGACACCAAGACGUCAUAUGCGUCCAUGCCACCGCCGCAGAUGGGACGCCAUCCCCAUUCAACCCCGUUCCAAUAGCAGGAGACAAUUUUGCCACGGUGGGAGAGGCCGCGGAAGGGGCCUGGCCACUGCAUCUCUGCGACAUGGCAGCUAAUCAGAGCUGCCUCACCUACAAGUCGGGAACGUCGUACGCGACUCCGAUACUGGCGGGGAUCGCUGGAUUUCUACUGCAGUACGCCCGGGAGAACCUCCCAGCCAAGGAGGCCGCAAGGCUGAAGCAGCUCGACGGAAUGGCAACCGUGUUGCGUCGCAUAUCUGUGGUCAAGCAAGGCUACAACUACAUUGGCCCCCGCUUACACCCGGACAACUUCUUUGGCAAGGGCGAUGUAUACGUCAAAGCAAACCUGAAAGAGGCCCUGUCAUGA